UCCGCCUCAGCGCUACAGGAAGAAGAGGAUGCAGGCAGUGAGAGGUCUGUGUGUGGGGGGAAUGCGCGCGUGUUCUCCGCUUAAUCUUUAAAUUAUGGAGGUUCUGCAGGAUGCUGAGGGGGAAGCUCUCAAAUAUAAACCCGGGGGCCGCUUAGACAUGAGCCACGGGUUCCUGCAUCACAUCCGGAGGAAUCAGAUCGCGAGGGAUGAUUAUGAUAAGGAGGUGAAACAGGCUAAAGAGCAACAGAAGCGCAGACACACCACCGCCCCGCGUCGCCCCCGGAGACCCGACCGAGAGGUCUACCACCCCCGCCUCCGGAAUGGCUCUGAGCCGGGGGCUGGUGUAGAAGCAGAGGAAUGGAAUGAGAGCAGUUCCAGCACAGAGCAGGAGAGCACAGGCAGUGAGCUGUUCUGGCUUGACUAUCAAGCUGAUAGUGGCCAUGUAACCUCAUUUAUAGUCUACAAGGAGGAUGAGCCAGAAAACGUGGUUGAAAGGGUGGAGGAAAAGAACGUGCUGGAUGCUGCCAUGAGGGCAGCACUGUUGGCACGAAUCAGACAAGAAAUGGAUAAGCGCCGUGACAAACGCUGAGGUUUCGAAGGGGAAGCCAUGGUGGAUAGAUGGAAAUUAGGACUGUUGAAGUCUGAGAAGCAUUCACACCACUGAGCCUGACUUCAGCUAACGGUGUGAGGCAGAGGAAACAAGGAUGUUGUACAAUGAAGAUGGACACCUCCAUCUGUAAUGUAGAGAUAAUCCCAUAUCUUACAUGAGAUGAGUUGUAAUCUGUUGCUAGUAUGGUACAAGUGACGUGAUGCAAACACUCUCAAAACAGUCAGUGACUGUCUGAAUUAUCAUUAGCACUCAGGUCAGCGGUCACAUCUCAACCAGCUGCCUGCAGAAUGCGUCUGGAAGGAGAGCGUGUUCUUAUGCAGAGACUGCUGAUGUGAAAAGGUUUCAUCGUUUUGUACAGUUUAUUGGACAGCGGACAUGCCAGCCUGGUAACGCUUUACUGUAGGGCACCAGACAUUAGGAAACAUGACCAGUACAGCUUUUCCUAACUAAUAUAAACUUACAUAAACAUUUAUAAAGGUUCCUUCAAACAAGCUUCAAAUGUCCAAAUGUUCUGGAAUUUAUUCACCAAUAUUAUAAUAUAUAAACUAAAUUUAUGACAACAGGCACUGGUUGUACUGCUUUUAUAUUUGUUUAUAUAAGUUAUUUGCUGUAUAAAAGGCUUAUGUGGGAGUCAUUUAGCCUAUAUUAUGGACCUCUACAGUAAAGUGUUACGAAGUCUUUAUAAUGUUUAGCUCUGGAUCAGAUGCAAAAAGAAACCAUUUAAAUGUCUUUUAAAUCAUAGUAACUAUGGGUCAAUAAACACACACUGAUUUUUCACCUUAAAAGUAAUAUUACUGUGGAAAGUGGAAUCUUCACAAGUUUCAACCAAUCAGGUAAUGUCAAAGUUUGUUUCUUUAGUUUUGAGCUAGUGAUUGGUGAUCAGCUAUGUUUUGCUUUUUUUUUUUUUUUUUUUUUUUUUAGCUUAAAUGCAGUAAAGAUUAAAAAUAUGUUAAAAAAAUAUAUAUAUAUAUUCCUUUAAUGUGCUAAUAUCAGAAUAACACAAAUGGUUCAGGCUGAUUGAAGACUGAUUAAUUGGUUGUCUUGUCCCGUAACUGACAUACAUCUCUUUCACUAAAUAUAUCAUUAUAUUUUGUUAUUUUUAUAAGACAGGUUACAUCUCAGAUCUUGUUAAAGGUCUAUUUAUUGUUAAUGAUGGUCUCGUAUUUCUGGAUGUUUAGUUUUGUUCUUGUCAUGCCUUCUUUCAGUUGAAGAAAAUUUUAUUUUUGUAACCAUGUUCUCUGUGAUUAGGGAUAAAGUAAAGUAUGCCAAAAAAACUGCUUGUGAUUGUAUGUUACUGUUACUCUGAGAUUAAAGAUUACUCUAAGACUCUA
This is a messenger RNA of Astyanax mexicanus (Mexican tetra), 1941 nucleotides long. It is a transcript of the gene c22h2orf68, whose product is annotated as chromosome 22 C2orf68 homolog. Lineage: Eukaryota; Metazoa; Chordata; Actinopteri; Characiformes; Acestrorhamphidae. The coding region runs from base 95 to 589 and encodes 164 amino acids. The record is from RefSeq and is a predicted model, not a curated record. The transcript is spliced from 4 exons.